GGAAGCAAAAAAACGAGAUGAAGAAGAACGUCUCAAACGUGAAGAAGAUGAUAAACUGCGAUUAGAGCGUGAAGAAGCCGAAAAGAAAGCGAAAGAGGAAGCUGAAAAGCAAAGAAUUGAAGUAGCCGAACGCUUAAAACGAGAAGAAAAAGAACGCGAAGAAAGACGAAAACGUGUGGAAGCUAUUAUGUCACGUACACGCAGAGGAGGUGCUGCAGCUACGCCUAAUUCCACACCUGUAAAAGAAAAUGAUUCUCCAAAAACUACUUCAAAUGAUCAAGAAAAUUCACAACCAUCUUCUACAGAAAUAAAUUCAAGUAGUGAUAGUAAUUCAACUUCAGGAACAGCUACUACAACAACUACUCCAACACCUGCAACUAUACCAACUCAAAUGCCAGUUAGGAAUAGUAAUGAAGCUCCUAACACUCAGGCUAUGUAUGAGCAAGCAGUUAUUGAUAAGGAGAAUUCACUUAUUAAUAGUUUCUCCAAUAUGAUUAUUGGAGAAAAUGUAAAAAAUUUACAACAACAACAAUUGCAACAACAACCACAAAUUCUUGAAGUAACAAAUGGCAAACUGCAUGCUGAUGAUAUUAUAUUUCAAAAUACAACAACAACUACAGUGGCCAAUGGGAAUGGUCAUAUCGAAAAUAUUAAUAACAAAAACGAUAUUAAUAUUUUACAAGAUGUAGCACCGAAUCAGUUGAUUGAUCUAAGCAUUGAGUCACAAGACCUUAAUACAGUUAAUUUCAAUAAUAAUAAUAGUUUACUGACUACAACAACUACAGCAACACUAGUCACUGCUGAUAGUCACGAUAACCAAGAUAUAUCAUUGCUGUGAGUUUGAAAAUGUUGCAGAAAAUAUACUUCUGAUAGCUUGCAUGAAUGGGAAAGUAAAUAUUUAUUUUAAGAUAAUUUAUGCGACAAAUUAUGGUUACUAGAAAUUAAGGCUUUAAAAAUAACAUAUGAAAUUGCAAGUAUGCAUAGUUUAUGAAAGAUGAAAAUAUAAAUAAAACCGUAUAUAUUGAAAGAAAUUAAAAAGCAAAACUAUUAUGCUUAACAGAAACAGAACAGAAACGUUUAGUGAAAGAUGUGCUUUGAAAAUAAAUGAAGAAUCUAAGCAUGAUUUGUAAAUGUGGUUAGAAAGAAGCAUAAUUCAUACUGAGAUCUUAUUAGUUUAUUUAUGUAAAACAUAUAAUAAAAAUUAUAUACAAAUUAAAUAUAUUCUAGAAAUCUAAACACAAACUAAAAAUCAAAGAUUUAAAAAGUUAAAGAAAACUGGAGAAAAAAGUUAGAACUACUACUAAAAUGCGAAAGUCAUAUUAGCAAAAAAUGAAUACAGUAAAGCUAAAUAAGAAAAUAAGCUUUUGCAAGUAUAUAUUUUAGAAUUUUUAAAAAUAUUUAAACGAUUUAAAAUGCACAAAUAAGAGCAUCUAUGCAAAAAUAUUUUAUGCCUAGCUUCUGUGUAUUUGGUAAACUUAUAUGAAAAAGCAACAGCGCCACAAUAACUAUUAAUUCUAAUAAUAAUAGUUAAUA
Messenger RNA from Teleopsis dalmanni, 1533 nucleotides. Its product is annotated as probable basic-leucine zipper transcription factor F. NCBI's taxonomy places the organism in Eukaryota, Metazoa, Arthropoda, Insecta, Diptera, Diopsidae. Bases 188 to 838 code for a protein of 216 amino acids. The record is from RefSeq and is a predicted model, not a curated record. The transcript is spliced from 4 exons.